Schistocerca gregaria is the source of this 4932-nucleotide messenger RNA. Its product is annotated as proton channel OtopLc-like. Gene Ontology annotation, cellular component: membrane. Lineage: Eukaryota; Metazoa; Arthropoda; Insecta; Orthoptera; Acrididae. Bases 196 to 2376 code for a protein of 726 amino acids. Gene Ontology annotation, molecular function: proton channel activity. Gene Ontology annotation, biological process: proton transmembrane transport. The transcript is spliced from 12 exons. The record is from RefSeq and is a predicted model, not a curated record.
GUCGCCGCCUCUCAAUUAGUCUGGCGUCCACGGCUGCCGGUAGCGCAGCGGGCACGGUUUGGAAGGACACGCAGCGACUCAUCGCAAUACAGGGCGUUCAGCCGCGCUGGGGCACCAUCAGCAGAAGAGGAGACCACCCGGAAAAGGCGCGUGUGUGCUCGGCUGGACCCAGCAGCAGCAGCAGCAGGGGCAGUGAUGUCGCUGACCAACAGGCCAGUCAUAGACCAGCUCAGCGAGGAGAGCGACACCGAGUGCCAGCAGGAGCUGCGUCCCCUGGCGCCGGUGGAGAUCGUGGUGAGGCCGCUGGACCCCAUGGCUAACGCGGCGUCGGCGGCGGCGGCGGUGGCGGGAGCAGCGGAUGGCGUGGCCAAGGUGCGGCGACCCGGCGUCGACAUGGACGCGCAGCUGGCCAACCGCGAAGUGCAGCUGGCCGUGCGGCCGCCCUCCGUGGUGGCGCAGCGGCGCGGCUCCUCCAUGCUCGCCAUUACCCUACCGCAGACUCGCUGGUUGCUCUCGAAUGGCAACCCAGAUGAGAGACUCCCUCCCGGCAAAGGCGACGCGGAGGCGGCUGCUGCGGCCUUCAAGAAGAAGAACCGCACGCUAGGCGAUGACGCCCUCAGCACGAUCCUGUCGGCGCUCUACGCCAAGUUGCUGGUGGUGAUCGGCAUAGCUAUGCCCAUAACGGAGGUGCUCUCUGCAGAGGUGCAUGCAAACUACUUCCAGGGUUUCUACCUGUAUCUCUACGUUGGAAGUAUUCUUUACAUGUGCUUCAUUUACAUGAUUCUGCUGAAGAGUCGCGCUAUCUACAAGAUCAUCAACAGAUUCGGCCAGCCGGAGGACAAGUACGAGCAUGCGAGGCGUCGCUCGUUGUCGGCAGCCCACGUGGCGCGCUACGGCAGCUUCUACCUGCGACUGGGCGCCACCGCGUUCGGCAUCGGCAGCAUGGUGUACUCGGGGCUGGAGUUCGGCCAGUUCUUCGAGCUGAACGACGACACCGACUGCGCCAACGUGCUGCAGGCCGUCACGCCCGCCGCGCGCAUGCUGCUCACUCUGCUGCAGAUGCAGUUCAUCUUCAUGAACAGCAAGGACCUGAAGCUGAACGAGUACCGCGUGGUGUCCCGCCUGGGCCUGAUGCACAUGACGGCGACAAACCUGUGCGAGUGGCUGUACGUGCUGGUCGAGGAGACCAAGCACGAAAUCGUGCACCUCGCCAUGCACGGCGACCACCACGGUGAAGCACUGAGCCUGAGCGACCACCACGUGUACGACUACCCCACCAGCGUCACCCCGAAGCUGCCGUUAGUGGGGGAAGCGGUUCGCAACCUCACUGCUGUACAUAACGUGUCACGACGGUCAGCCGAGCACGACAUCUUCGAGUGCCGUCGCUCCAACAUCAUGGGCUCGCUGGUGCAGAACGCGGCGCCCUUCCUGUUCCCCUGCACCAUCGAGUACUCGCUCAUCUGCGCCGUCGUCAUGUACGAGAUGUGGAAGCACAUCCAGCCGGCGGGCGGCCGCUCCGCCAAAGACGCCUACCGCAAGACCAGCCGCCAGGUCAGCACCACGAGCGCACCCUCCAUCGCCGACGAAGACGAGUCCGACUCUCGCGGGGAGGGCAAGUCGCCGCUCCCCCACCCAGGAGGGGUCGAUGGUCACGGCCUUCCUCGUCCCUCGAGCCGCCUAUCUGUCGACUGCGCCAAGGCGCACAAGGGGCUGUUCGGCGGCAUCUUCGUGGUGGUCCUCACCAUCAUCUCGCUCAUCCUCUUCUUCGUCCUCCACAAGGAUGACGACUACCGCGAGGCGGCGGAGCAGCAGGUCACCAUCUCCGAGAUCUCGCUGUAUGUCAUCUGCUCUGUGGCCACCAUCAUUUGCAUGCUGCAGCUGCGGGAACUCAGAUACUAUCGGACGCUACCCGGUCACCACGGUGGCUCGGGCCUGGGGCUGGACAACACGCUGCUGCUGAUCGCGCAGUCGGGCAUGUUCCUGUACUGCACCUUCUCGGUGGUGGGCUGCGCAUUCGAGUCGUCGCCGCUGCGACUGGCCACAGAGGUGGCCGGGCUGUUCCAGACGGUUCUGCAGACGGUGUGCGUGCUGGACGGCUCGAGGCGGCGUUGCCGCUCGGGCGACCAGGCGCGCCGCAAGCCGGGGCGCGAGCUGCUCACCUUCCUGCUGGUGGCCAACGCCGCCAUGUGGCUGGUCAACGUGCUGCACAAGGGCCACGCCGAGUUCCGGCCGCAGCACCUCUCCUUCUUCGGCGUCUGGGCCUGGGCCGUCAUCACGCACGUCUCCAUGCCUCUCGCUAUCUUCUACAGGUUCCACUCCACCAUCUGCAUCUUCGAGGUCUGGAAGACCGCCUACAAAGUCAAGCACGUCUCGUAGCACAGCCGUCCUCCUCGGGGGUUUCAGGCAAACUGCUGCCACGUCCAGCUAGACAUAUUACAGUGAAGAUCUCCCAGCACCUAGUGUAACACUUGCUGACGAGACACUCCGAGACUUAAAUCGGGACUUUUGUGUCACAGCGACGCCUUUUUCGGAAGUUCUUGUCAGAAGUACGUGAUAGACAGCGACGCUAAACCAGAAACACUGCCUUUCGCAGGCAAUACUCUUACCAUACCAACGGAGCUACCACGACCUGGAAGACAAGGAGUAAAGCUGUGGAGAUGGAUCAUGAGUUGAGCCCGUGUAUCUCAAUCAAUUGGAACACUGCCCCCAAAAGGCAAGGUUCUGGUUGGAGUCCUGGUCUGCAAUAAAGUUUUAAUCUACCAAACAUUUACAAAACACACUCCACUGUAGAGUGAAAGAUACAUUCUGGCAACAAGGUUUAGACUGUGGCUAAGCCAAUUCUCCUUUCUUCUAGACGUGUUGGUCCUGUAAGAUAUGCUGUAGAGAUUUUGUGAUGUUUGGAAAGUAUGAAAGAACUAAUGGCGGGAAAUACGACUCUGAAGGCACGUCAUGCUUCGAUACCUCAAUAGGUAAGAGGAGUUGCCCACUAGAAGCAAGAUUCCAGGUACGACGCCUGGUCUGGCGCUCUUCUAGCCGCCACUUCCAGACAACAGUUCUAGGAUCUGAUCGCUCAAGAUCUGGCGAACAUUAAUAAAUCAUUCAUCUAAAUAUUAAACAAAGAAAUGGAAUCGUUGGCCCAGUUCAGUAGUAGAAGCACCUCACCUGUUACUUAUCCUAGCAAACAGAAAUAACCACCUUCAGCUACAUUAGACGGCUUUCCGGUGUUAAAUGUUGCUAGUGCCGUCCAACCAAACCAACAGACAAUAUUGAUUUAUAAAAGUAGAGUUAUCAAUAAUACUGUGUAUGGAAAUAUACAGAUUAUUAUUUUCCUUUGUCUAAUACCAUUACCACUUUUCGCUAAAUAUCACAACAGGAGAAAGACAGAAAAAUAGAAAUUUUAUGUCAGUCCAUAAUGCAUGUUCAGCACCAAGUUUUUCAUUGCUUCUAACUAUGCUGCCUAAAUUGUCAACAACAAUAACCAAUACAGCGUAAAUCCUUUUAACUAUUCAACUCCUCUGAAAUUUUGAUAAGUUUUUGAUAUGUUUGAAAGUAUUUCGUACUUAUUGUAUUGUUUAAAAGUUGGAAGAUGGCCAGUGUGUAUAAUACCUUCUGGUCGAAGGUUAGGGAGAUGCCAUGCAGCUCAUGUAACUAAUUUGAUCACCAUGAAGGCUAACUAAAAACACGACAUUUAACAGUCAUUCUGUUGCAAUCCUUUAUUUGGAAAUGAAAUAAUCAUAAAAGACAAUUGCAUUUUUAUAUUGUUCUUAUUAUUAUUAUUAAUGACUAUAUCACAGAUUUGAAAAUGUCAACAUGGUACUCAAGAAUGAUCUAAACUGUGAAAUAGAAAUCAGUUUGUGAGAAUGGGUUGUUUUUAGAAACUAAAAAGGAUAAAAAUAAAGCUUGUGAUACGUUAGUUCUUCCAGAUGAAAGCAUAACUACUGUGUGCUAUGUUGCGUACAAAAGUGCUAGUUUUUAAGCAAACACAACCGCAUGAACACGAAGUAAUAUUGAUUAAUUACAUUGGCCUUCAAACAUUAACAAUUAUUUCACAAUCCUUUCGGUUUACAAAGAGCAUAUCUUGAGAAUUAUUCCCAUUCGUACGUUUACAAAUGAACGAUUAUACUCAUUGUCCUGUCACAGUGGGUUACGUGAGGAAGCUAGGAUACCAGCCACCAGCAGUACCCAUCACUCUCUAUGUGAGUUUUCUUGACAGCAGUUAGUUAAACCCAUAUUUUAUAAUACAGCGGAAAAAGAAGAUGAAUGGAUUUCCUGUCCUGUGUCAAAGUUCUCUACGUCUCUUUGAUCAGAAAUGUGGACGAUCUCUUUCAUUGGCUAUAUGUGACGAUAAAACACCUUCAGAUGGAAUAUUAUUAAACAUUGUGUCAGCAAUUUGAAAAUCCAGAGUUAAGAUUCAGUAUUUCAGUCUAAGGAUAUGAUGUUUCUCAUUAACGAAUAAGAUCUUCUGAAACCAUGUAUCUAAAUAAGAUGCCGUUUAUGUCUUAUCGAAUGUGUUGAUUACAUAUUCACAUUACUAGGAUUCACACAAUGCUAAAAAACAGAAUUUUUGUGGAUGUGUUUUUCUCAAAGCGCGAAAGAAAGCUUUCGUCAAUUUUCAACAAGUCACGAUUGUUAUAAGUUCUAUUAAUUUCUAUUUAGUAUUCCAUGUUAGAAUACUAGUGUAAGAUUUAUUAUGCAGAUUUUCAAUAACAGUUGCAUUAGGUUAUUAUUUUUAUGUAUGUAAAUGUAAUAUUAAGGGAUUGCACCAGUAUUAUAAGAACAAACUGCUCUUGUAAUUGCACAAAGACUGAUUGUUACUCAUUUGUGCAAGUUACUAAGCGUACCUGAUACUUCGUUAAUAGCUAAAUACUUCAUUCGUGUUAAAAAUUCAGUAAAUUAUAAACACAGUCAAAAUAAACAUGUUUUGCCAAAUUA